Cyclopterus lumpus (lumpfish) is the source of this 3705-nucleotide messenger RNA. RefSeq names its product BUB1 mitotic checkpoint serine/threonine kinase (gene bub1). Gene Ontology annotation, biological process: protein phosphorylation; meiotic sister chromatid cohesion, centromeric; mitotic spindle assembly checkpoint signaling. Gene Ontology annotation, molecular function: ATP binding; protein kinase activity. The transcript has 24 exons. The record is from RefSeq and is a predicted model, not a curated record. Lineage: Eukaryota; Metazoa; Chordata; Actinopteri; Perciformes; Cyclopteridae. The coding region runs from base 115 to 3510 and encodes 1131 amino acids.
GUUGCUAUUGGCUGAGCGCGAAAAUUCAAACGUUGAAGAGAAAAAGUAAAGCCGCCGACGCGUCGUCGUCUUCUGAAGAAAGUCCGACUUACUGCAGCCUCAACUCGAGGUUUCAUGGAUAUCGCCAGUUAUCUACAGCGCUUCGAGAGCAGUCUCAGCUCGUACACCGGAGACGACCCUCUGGAGCCGUGGGACAAGUUUGUGGAGUACCUGGAGCAGAACCUACCUGCAGGCGGGGGCGGCGGGAUGUCGCAGGUGUUCGACGCUCUGGUCCAGAGGUUCCUGAACGUGGAGCGAUACGCCAACGACGUCAGAUACGUGAACCACUGCAUCAGAUGUGCGAGUUACUACUCCGACCCCGGCGCCCUGUUCAGCCACGUGCACGGUAAGGGCGUCGGCGCCUCGAGCGCCGCCCUCUACGUGGCCUGGGCCCGGCAGCUGGAGCAGAGGGGAAUGCACCAACAGGCCGAGGCCGUGUACCAGAGCGCCUUGGGGAACCGAGCCCAGCCGGCAGACGCCGUCCUCGGAGAACACCGGCAGUUUCAGGCGAGAACGACAAGCCAGACUGCAGCGCCACGGAGCAGCCACCCGUUGCAGAACCUCCUGCCCAACCAGCUGCCGUCUCCCAGGGAGCAGGACCCGGUGGACUGCCCUCUGAAACCAGCUGCGUAUAAAACCAUCGUCUCUCGCUCUGAGAACUUGGGCACGGCGCCCUCCGGCCGGGCCGCCAGCGCUCCCACCGCCUCGGCGUACAUGACGGAGGAGCUCGUCUGUGAGGGAUCUGAGCUCUGCUUCGAGGAAGUCAGAGCCCAGAAAUACUUCCUGAAGCUGCGGGAGAAGCAGGAGACGGAGGUCCGAGAGAACGAUGAGCAGAUGGUUUAUAAAGCCAAGAAGAUGCUGAGCAAGAUGGGAGAGCACGUCCUGAGCUAUAAGAGCACGCUGGAGAACCUGGAGCUCUCUCUGGGCUUGAGGUCUCACGCCGAGCCGACCUUCGUCCCGGAGGCCGAACGGCCUCGACAGCAGCUCCAAUUCAGAGCCGCCGAGGCUCCGAGCUGGGAGGUUUCCCAUCAUGCCCCUCACCCGGCCGACGCGAGCGUUCAUUCAGAGUCGUCUGCACCGACGUCGCCGCCCACAGACCAGGCGUCUGCUGACCAGACCUGGAUGCUCGAGUCCCGGUCAGUCCAGCGGCCCGACGAAGACCGCUGCCCCCAGGAAGCCGUGCAGCCGGAGGAGAAACUAAACGUGUCUCAGGGUGCCUCAGCCAACCUGUCUCACAAUCUGUCUCACUUCACGCCCAACAACUCGCUGGGCUACGUUCAGGCCACCCCGUCCAGGGUGCUGCCGUCCCCCACCGUCAACACCCGGGAGGCACUGGAUGUGAUCAUGGACAUGUUCCAGGCCCCGACGCUCCUCGAGGAUCCGCUCAGUCGUCCUUCGCUGCUUCACGACGCUCUGAGCGACUUCCAGCCAGGCAGCUCGUAUUCGGCGAAGCCGGCGACGUCGUUGACCGUCUUCCAGGACGAGCCGGACAAAGAGAACGCCGGCGCUGAGGCUCCGCCUCCUCUUGAGAAGUCUAAACCAAUCAGAGCGCUGGCAGAAAUCCAGUCCAAUAAACCGAAUGAGUCCCCGGUGGAGCCGACCCCAGACGAGAGCACCAUGUGGGGUCCUCGCUACAACUCACUCAACUCGCUGCACGCCUGUCCCAACAGCACCUCCGACUUCGCCAUGUUGGCUCAGUUCGUCUCCACGCCGUUCACUCACAAGGCGCCAUUCAGCUUCUACGAGGAGGACCAGGAGAACUGUGAUGGUAAAGAAGCCGAGGCCGCUGCUUUCCUCCGCCGGCAGCCCAAGAAGCUCAGCCCCAUCAUGGAGCUGAGUCCGUCCAACGACGCGGCCUUCAGUCAGCUGCUUCCUGCAGCCGCUGCACACGGCACCAUCGUGGGCGAAGGCCUGGCCUCGGCCCCCCACUGCCUGACCUCCUCCAUCACCAUGGUGGAGGCCCCGCCCCCCGGCGUGCUGUCCUUCAGGGACCAGACCCCCACGUGUCCCGCCGACUGGGACGUGUACACGAGCCCCGCACCGCCCCCCCCUCCGCAACCGGAGGCCUCAGUCGGACCCCGACGGGAACCGUUCACAAUCAUGGAGGACUUGGACAGACCCGCCAGUCCAGAACGGGUCCAGAGACCGCCAGCCGGCGACGUGCCCAUGAGCCCGGAGGGGGCCGCCCGGAGCCCCGAGCCGGACCUGGACGUCAUCCUGAGACCGCGUCUGCUCGCCGAAGUGGACCUGGACGUCCCCGUGAGUCCACAUCGGCCGCAGCUCUGUGCCGGCGUGCCCAUGAGCCCGAUGCCGGCGCCGUUCGGCGCUGAGGACGAACCCAUGAUGAGUCCCGACGUCGGGGGGCUGAGGCCGCACGCCACGGACGUGUCCAUGAACGCAGCGGAGGGGGAGGCGGCCGCGGUCCAGCUGGUGUCGGACCCCUGGGACGAGGACCGGAUCGCUCAUCUGCUGUCGUCGCUCAGCCCCCCUCUCACCUCGCACCCCCGCUGCAUCACCUGGUCCUGCAAGGUGCCCAACAUCUGCCCCAAGACCACCAUCAGCAUGGGAAAAGCGUCGCUGCGAGUCGACUGCGUCCUCGGAGAAGGAGCUUUUGCAACCGUCUAUCAGGCCACUGACCCCCUGACCUCAGAGAGGACGGUGUUAAAGGUCCAGAAGCCGGCCAAUCCGUGGGAGUUCUACGUCAACCUGCAGCUGGACGCCCGCCUGCAGCCCGACGUCCGCCGCCUGUUCAGCACCGUCCACGCCGCCCACCUCUUCCACGACGGCAGCGUGCUGCUCGGCGAGCUUCACAACCACGGCACCCUGCUGAACGCAGUGAACAUUUACAAAACCCUGAGCGACAAGGUGAUGCCUCAGCCGCUCGUCAUGUACUUCGCCGUCUGCAUCCUGCACAUGGUGGAGCAGCUGCACGCCGUCCACGUCAUCCACGCCGACAUCAAACCCGACAACUUCCUGCUGGGAGAGAGGUUCUUGGACAACAAGUGCUUCGAUCCGGAGAACCUGGACCACGGCCUCGUCCUCAUCGACCUCGGACAGAGCAUCGACAUGGAGCUUUUCCCAGAAGGCACUGCUUUCACCGCCAAGUGUUUGACGUCGGGCUUCCAGUGCACCGAGAUGCUCAGUGGGAAACCCUGGAGCUACCAGACGGAUUACUUCGGGCUAGCGGGGACCGUCCACUGCCUGCUGUUCGGGACGUACAUGCAGGUGAAGAACGAAGGCGGCGUGUGGAAGACGAACGGCGUAUUUCGAAGGAACCCCCACAGCGACCUGUGGCAGGACUUCUUCCACGCCCUGCUGAACGCGCCGGGCGGCGCCGCCCCGCUCGUCCUGCGGAGCCUCCGGCGCUCGUUGGCCUCGGCGCUGAAGCAGAACUACGGCAGCAAGCUGCCCGCGCUCAAGAGCCGCAUGAUGGUUCUGCUGCUGGAGAACCGCAGAGCCGCGCGGAGAUGAGCAGGAGGCGGGCCUUUGCUUUUUAUUGGAGUUGAUAUUUAGUGUCUUUUAAAUUGUUUGUGUGAUGAGGAAGAUUAAUAAAUCUAGUGUUUACGUUCUGGAGAUGAGACGCAAGUCAUUUUAUUAGUUUAGUUUUUAUUUGAUUCACAAGUUGUAUAUUUAUUUGUUCUAUAAAAAAGAAAACUGAUGAUUUUA